CACUCAACUCUUCAGCCAAGAAGUAGCCAAGUCAACCAAACAACCAACCAAAAUGUUCAAGCUGAUUGCCGUCCUGUCCGCUCUGUGCGCCGUUGCCAAUGCUGGUGUCAUCUCUCCCUACAGCCAUGGCUAUGGCUUGGGCUAUGGUGCUGCCCUGGCUCCGGCCUAUGCUCCCGCUGUCUACUCGCACGCUCCCAUCAUCAAGAGCUAUGCUGCUCCAGCAAUCGUGCACGCUCCAAUUGUGAAGACCAUUGCACAUCCCGUGGCCACAUCUUAUGCCAACACCUAUAAGGUGGCCACUAAGUCAUAUCCCGUGGUGCAUGCUGCUCCCAUCUAUCAUGCCGCACCCGCUGUGGUUGCUGCCCCCGCUCUGCACACCACCUCCACCUACCACGGACAUGGCGGUUAUGGAGGUUAUGCCAGCUACCCAAGCUACGGUCUGGGAUAUGCUGGUUAUGGACAUGGUUAUGGCCAUGGUUAUGGUCUGCACUAAGCGUCCUCCAGGCAGCACUUCUCGUUGACGACCAUCCUGCACCACCCUUGACACGAACACCACCACCAAGUAGAAGAACAACAACAACAAUCACAUCUGCAUAUUCCCAACGGUUUGUGUUAGAUUCCUCAGUACAAUAUGUUCGACAUUUGUGUUGAAUUCGCAGUCGUGUUCAAAAUUCCAUUACAAAACUGGAGACAGAGACAGAGACACGGGCUGAGAGAAAGAGAUAGA
Drosophila innubila is the source of this 727-nucleotide messenger RNA. RefSeq names its product cuticle protein 64. The coding region runs from base 53 to 493 and encodes 146 amino acids. The transcript has 2 exons. The record is from RefSeq and is a predicted model, not a curated record. NCBI's taxonomy places the organism in Eukaryota, Metazoa, Arthropoda, Insecta, Diptera, Drosophilidae.